GGCGGGAACAGCAGCGCCCUCAGUGGGGGGAGGCAGCGCCCGUGCGAAUUGCGCAGGCGCCGCCGCGCGGUCACGUGGCGGAGCAGCAAGAUGGCGGCGCGCGGAGUGUGAUCGAGGAGCCCCCCUGAGCCCUCAGUGUGCCCGGGCCCGCCCGCGCCAUGGUGACGGAGCAGGAGGUGGAGGCCAUCGGCCGCACGCUGGUGGACGCGGCGCAGCCCCUGCCCGCCCGGUUCCGGGCCCUCUUCACCCUGCGGAACUUGGGCGGCCGCGCGGCUGUGGAGUGGAUCAGCCGCGCCUUUGAAGACGGCUCGGCGCUACUGAAGCACGAGCUGGCCUUUUGCCUCGGCCAGAUGCAGGACGAGGCGGCCAUCCCGGUGCUCAUCCGCGUGCUGGAGGACACGGCCCAGGAGCCCAUGGUCAGGCACGAAGCAGGUGAAGCCCUGGGCGCUAUCGGGAACCCUGAUGUGCUGGAUAUCCUGAAACGCUAUUCCCAGGAUCCUGUGGUCGAGGUGGCAGAGACGUGUCAGCUGGCUGUGAGGAGGCUGCAGUGGCUGCAGAACAACAAGGAGAAGCCAGGCACCAGCCCGUACCUCUCUGUAGAUCCUGCUCCCCCCGCUGAGGAGACAGAUGUUGCCAAGCUCCGGGAGAUCCUCCUGGACGAGUCCCAGGAGCUCUUUGAUCGUUACCGGGCCAUGUUUGCCUUGCGGAACAUUGGGGGCCAGGCUGCUGUGCUGGCACUGGCAGAAGGGCUGCAUUGCGGCAGCGCGCUGUUCCGCCAUGAGAUCGGGUACGUGCUGGGGCAGCUGCAGGACGAGGCGUGCGUCCCUCAGCUGACGGCAGCGCUGCACAGCCGCACCGAGAGCCCCAUGGUGCGGCACGAGUGUGCUGAGGCGCUGGGCUCCAUCGCCCGGCCCUCCUGCCUGCGGGCCCUGCGCGCCUUCGCCAGCGACGAGGAGCGCGUGGUGCGCGAGAGCUGCCAGGUGGCCCUGGACAUGUACGAGUAUGAAAACGGCACCCAGUUCCAGUACGCCGAUGGGCUCUGCAAGCUGCAGGCCUCCUCCUGAGCCUGGACUGGGGGCACUGAGGUGGGUGUCCUGCCUCCCAGCCCUUCCUGCUGCCAACGGUGCUUUCACGGCCACCUCUGUCAGCACGGAUCUGUGCCUUGCCACGCAGAGCUGGAGGAGGGACUGGGUUUGCUCUCUGGCACAAUUACAACCACCUUUUGCCUCCAAAUCCAGGCUGAGCUGCUACUUGCCUCCCCAUCGCUCCUUGCCAGCCACUGUUUCCGGGAUCUGCCCUUUUUCCCUGCCAGGAUCAGCACUGCCUGCCUGCAGCAUGGCUUGGGGCUUGGACCAGGUGGGCUCUGCUUGGCACGUCAGAGCCUGCUCCAGCUCUGCAGGGCUUGGGCCUGCCCUGGGUUGGUGCUGCUAAGUCUGCAGCUCCAAUCUCCCCAGCUGAGUUUUGCUGGGAGCUAGAAUGGGCUUUGGGCACCCGCUCUUGUGGGCUAUGGUAUUAGGAUGCUUCAAAAUUGCUCUCAGUGCUGGCGCUGAGCCAGGGCCCUCCUCACCCCCACACUGGGUUUGGUUUCUCCUGUUGGGACAAGCUGGAGCUGAGCCUGUGGUAGCCUCUGCCUGAGGAUGGGGUUUGUUUCAUGACAAAGUUGGGAAAAUGGCUGGGUUUCUCCUGCAGGGAAGAAAAAAAGGGUUUUUUUCUGCUGCCAUGAGGGUGGGCAGGGUGAGACAGAGCUUGCCUGGGCCUUCCCCCAUGUUUAACCAGGGCCAGGAGGGCUGAGGCUGCUGCUGGCACCCAAAUCCCUCAGCCAGCCCGGCCUGGGCACUGGGGUUUCGUGUUUGGCAGGGAAUAAAGCACUGGCACAGGAAGCUGGAGUGAGUUGAGCUUUGAUUUACCUGUGCCCAGGUGUGGAGUACACCCAGUGUCAUGGGGUCAAGCCUUGGGCGGGAGCCUGGGGGCUGCCAAAAUGAAAUGAUUGAGGUUGGAAAGGACGUUUAAAAUCGAGUCCAGGCACGUUGGGAGGAGGAGGGAGUUGGGUCCCUGAUGGCAUGAAGUAAAACCCCCCAGCCCUGGGGAAGAGGAUGAACUGUCUGAGGUGCCCUAGUAGGUCCCACUGCCCUGCAGAGCCUGGCAUCCUGCUGGGCACACCUUUUCCCCUUGUCCAAGGGCUCCCUGUGAGUCACUCCCAGGCUCAAUCCUCUUAGUCCCUGAAGCCAGCUCAGCAUCCCCAGGGCUCUGAUGCUCAGACAGCCAAGGGCCAGCCUUGGCCAUGGCCCAGUCUGACCCAGUUCAGGACCCCAUGAAAAGGGCUCUUAGUCAAGAUGAGAUCAGUUUUGGUCACCUGUACACACUGAGAGUCAGUGACAUGUGCCUGAGUACUGUGGGUAGGGUCACCUGUGUAUGAUGUGGAGGGUGAUGGGCUCCAGACUGCAGUUCGCCGGUGCUAGGGAGAAACAUCUGAUGUUGUUUGGAGUCAGCAGGUGUUAUGGUUGCUUGCCGCUCUUCCCUCACUCUCUGUAGCCCCUGGGUGAUGGGCAGGACACAGAUGGCACUGGUGUGUCCAUGUCCAUAUCCAUCCCCAGGACACUGAGAUGGGUGAUUUCCCCCAGGCCAUGUUAUCAUGUCUGCUGUUCCCUUCUUGGCACAUGGGCUCCAGCACCCUGGAGUUUGCCAGGCUGUCCCCACUUAUCACCUUGGCUGCCCCCACCUUUGUUCUCCAGUUUUUCCACUGGAGAACUUACUCACUUGCAGGGUUGUUUCCCAAUCAUUCUGUGUCAACAUUUGUCUCUGCUCUCCCAAACACCUUUUAAGAUAAAAUUGAAACAAAAUGCAUAUCUGAUGCUGGGAUAUGAGCAGGGGUGACCUGGUGCAGCAGAGCUGGGAGGUGCUGGAGUGGAGCAGGGCUGAGCCUUGUUACUGAACCCCACCAGCACCUUUACCCCUCCCAGUCUAGCCUGUGCUGGGAAGGGUUUGGGGUUUCUCCAAAACUGCUGCUGGUCUGGGCUAAAGCCUACACCCUCUCAGUGUAGAGAGAAUUGCUUUUGCAGGGAGUAUGGACUCUGCACCCCUCUGUAGGCUGCUCUGCACUGGGGAGAUGAUACUGGCUGCUGGGGUGACACGUGGCAGCCAUCUGGGAAGGUGACAGCCUCUUGCCAUGGGCUGCUUCACUGUACAGCAGAGGGGACCCCGUGGGAGCCCCUGUGGCAGAGGCUGCAUCCCCAUCCCUUCUGCCCAUCGUGUUCUGCUCCGAGGGUGCUGUGUCCUCUGGGAUCUCAACCAUCUGCUACAGGGAUCCAGAGCCUGCUGAGCAAUUUAACCCAGCCCAGGGGAUGGAGGAAAGACCUUGGGCAUCCCUCCCCAUCCUUGUCUUUGGGGGUUCUCCAGCUGCAGGUGACUCCCCACUCCCUGGGGGGCAGAGGUAGCAGUGAUGCUGCCAUAGGGGCAGGAUUUGGGGACCCUAACCCACAUUGGAGCCUACUGGUCACCCCCCAUGCUGAGCCAGCUGGGCUGUGCCUGGAUUAGCAGGUGCUAAGCUCCUUCUCAGCAACACAGCUCUAUCGCCAGGUUAGUGGCACUGCCACCAGCCAUGGGGACACCACUGUCCUUGUGAGCUGCCAGCACUGAGGAGUUUUGUGGCCCCUGAUGCCACUUCCCUUAAGUCCCCUGCGUGGCAGAGGCUUUGGUGGCUCGGGCUGGGGUGCAGGGAUAGCUGGCCAUGGCCCUGGCAGGGGGUAUCCCUGGCACCAGGGGGGCAUGGGGGCCACGGCACUUGCUGCAGGCCCCCCCCGAGGAGGACGGGGUGUUGUAUGUGGACUACAAGCCCCCCGCCCUGGACAGCAUCCGCCUGCCCCGCUAUGUCCUGUACCUGAUGAUGGCGGCAACACUGGUGCUGGUGGUGGCAUAUGCCAUCGUGGGGCACCUCAUCAAGGACCUGGUGCACGACUUUGCUGACUGGGCAUUUGGGCCCAAGCUGGAGGAGAAGGAGGGGAUGGCUGAGGGCACUGUGCUGGAGGCAGAGUGGCUGGAGAAGGACAAGGUGCUGGUGGAGCAGAAGGCAGAGGAUGAAGGCAGCGACAUCCUGCACGGCACAGACAUCCCGCUGGGGUUGCUCAUUCCACGCAGCUCCAUCUCCUUUGCCGACUCCCCCAAGAAGAGGUUCUUCUAGGGCCAGGGGACACCCCUGCCCCCAGCAGGACCCUGUAGCCCUGCCUGACCAUUAGGUCACAGCAUGGUCCUGGCCAUAGGCCAGCACUGGCACACAGCCUCCCCCUCCCUGCCCAGCCCAAACACUGCUCUCAGGGCUCCUCUUGGACUGUCAUGCCAAUAAAGCCACCUGCCCCAGCCCUGCUCACCCCUUGGCCCAGCAUGGGGGGUGGCAGGGCUGGGACAUCCCAACCUUUUCCUGGAGCAGCAGCACCCCUUGGCACAGCCAUGCCACUCCUGGCACAUGGGUGUAUAAAAGCUUGGGGGUUCAAACCCAUGGUGUGGGGGCACAGCCCAUGGUGGCAGGGGGCAUGGACACAGGUGCACACAUACACAUGGAAAUAUGGAUACAGCCCUGGAUGGGUCAUAGCAUGGGCACAUAGGUAGGGACAGACAGAUUGACAGCUGGAUGCUGAGGCUGGCUGUGCCCCCACCACCCCCUCAGUCCCCUGGCACUGCCAGACCAUGCUCAGUGGCACCCACAGGUGGCCCCAAACCAGUCUUAGGAGACAAAGCACCCUGAAGCCUCGCUUAGGUUCUGGGUGGGGGAACUGAGGAUGGGGGCUAUUGUAUGGACAUGCACCCCCUGUCUUAAACCCAAUCUGAGGAUGGAUCCUUGCGCCUCCAGUCUCAUUUGCCCCUUGAGAAAUUGCCACAGGCAGGAUGGUCCUGCUAAAGUUUGCUGUCCUUCCCUGGGGUCCUGCUGGCCACCCUCUGCCUCAAUUUUCCUUGUGCCCUGGUGGGUGGACACCCUGCCAUGGUCUCCCUGAGCUAACCCAGUAUUUCACUCUUGACAGUAUGCGGUUGAGGAGAGAGUUGACUCUCUCCCUGAGGAUAUGAUGGGGUCCCACCUGGGAUUAUCUGGGGUCAGCUGGCUCAUGCCCAGGCUGGUGGCAGCCUGGCAUUAUCUACCCCUCCAUGCUGCCCCAUGCCCAUGGGAUCUGCCCCAGCCCUGACAGCAGGGAUAGGGGGAACCAGGCAGGGUGAGCACUUCUCCACCACAUCACCCAUCUGUUCUUCCACCUGUGCACCCACCCACCUGUCUGUCCCUCCCUCCAUCCAGCCACCUACCCUGGGGGUGGUUCCCGGUCAUGGGCACAGGACGGCUGUCCUUCGCCACUGUGGUCCCAGAGGUGGUGACCACUGGGUACUGUGGGGUGCCGGUGCCUGAGCCAGGGGAGUGGUACCACCUCCCAGGGGUGACAGGAGCAAUGUUGCCAUGGUGCUUGGUGCCAUUUUAUCUUGGGGCCAAUAAAGGCGCCCAUUGCCCUGGGUGCAGAGUGCAGGCACAAUAGCAGCACGGGACAGAAGCUCACCUUCAGAAGCAGGAUCCAGACGCACCCCAGCCUUCCACCCAAAAAUGCUAAAGCCCUUGCAGCCCCUCUCGCUCCUGGUCCUGCUCAUCCUCGCUGCCACUGCCCAGGGACAGGCUGGUAAGUGCCCCCAUGACCCUCUAUACCACUGUGCCCUCGGGUGCCUGGGGAUGUGGCCAGGGCCUCCCCAGGUAUAAGAUCAGCUCCUGGGAAACCUUUCCAGUGGGACCAGUCUGUCCCAAUGCUCCAACAGUAAUUUUUGGGGGCAGAGCAGAAAGAUGUGGAGAUAGCCACCUGCUACCCCAGUGCUCCCCACUGUGCUGGGGACAGGUGAGCUGUGUCAGGGGUGGCUUCCUUGGUACCCAAGGGAGAGUGGGAAGGGGGAAUAGCGAGUGUCUGCCAAUGUCCCAUCCCAUGGGGGGUCCCAUCUCAUGGGGGAGUCCAUUUCCUGAACCCCUGAAGCUGUUCCCACACCCAUCUUUCCCCUUCCCUGUCCCCUGGCCAUGCAGACACGGGCCCCAAGGUGCUGCAGCCAUGGCUCCUGGGCCUCACUGCUGUUGUCGUUUUCCUCUUCAUCGUCUUCGUGGUGCUGCUCGUUAACCGGCUCUGGAAUCUCAAGAGGCACAGGAAGGAGAACGACUACCCGGAGACCCUGGCGACUGACAGGCUGGAGCGCUCCGGCCACGUAAACCCGGCGGCUGAGGACUGCGAUGAGCUGAAGGACGACAAGCAGCAGAGCAAGGCCACGUCCCUCUGAGUUCUCCCCGCCCCGCUCUGCCCGCUCCGGAGCAGCUCCGACAGGCGCCUCACCCUCACCCCGUCCGUAGAUCCACGCCGGGUUUCGGCGACAGCCGUGGCCACCGUGGCACCUCCCGCCCCGCGGCCGCUCCGGCGGUGACCAAGACCCGGCGUGGAUCAGCCGCUCGCCGGAGCGGAGCGGGAAGGGCGGCGGCCGUUAAGGCAGCGGGGGCUCCCCGUGUUCCCCAGCCCUGGGCCGGCGGGGGAUCCCAGCCCGGGGGGAUGAGGACAGCCCCCUCCCCAGAUGUGCUCAGUGAAGCUUUCCUCAGCC
This is a messenger RNA of Parus major (Great Tit), 6597 nucleotides long. RefSeq names its product deoxyhypusine hydroxylase (gene DOHH). Lineage: Eukaryota; Metazoa; Chordata; Aves; Passeriformes; Paridae. The transcript has 8 exons. Gene Ontology annotation, biological process: peptidyl-hypusine biosynthetic process. The record is from RefSeq and is a predicted model, not a curated record. Gene Ontology annotation, molecular function: deoxyhypusine monooxygenase activity. The coding region runs from base 159 to 1064 and encodes 301 amino acids.